AUGUUGGAGAAUUGGGACAAGGUGGAUUGGACUGAUGCGUACGUAGCUCACGGCGUGGAUGGCACACGAUGCUCUAUACAGCGUUAUCUGUUCAAUCGGGAGGGGUUCUGCACUGAUCCUGAUAUGGAUCUAGUGAGAAAUCCCCCUUCGGCAUCACCAGCAGCCUCGACAACACCUUCGGCAACCUCAGCAUCAUCCACUACACCCACGCCGUCUGCCAAGCCCACUCCGCUACCUACACUAUCGUCUACCGCAAUGCGGUUGCCUGGUAACCGUCAGUCAUGUGUUGUGGAUCCCAGCCUGUCCCUAGAGAUCGCGUGUGGAUCUGCCAUUCAGAUAUGUGCGCGUGCAGAUAUUAAUUGCGCGGUAACGCCCUCAGUAACCACGUGCAGCGUGGCAUUGCUCAACGAGAUCUUCUCACUCUACUACAGAGCAAACGCCUGCGCCGAGAGCGCAUGCAAUUCGGCUGGCUCCGCUAUGUUGAACACAUGCGUGGCUAAGACGGAUGUGGUUAUAGGGGACGUGUGUAACUCCUCAUGGCGGGGGCUUGGAGUAGUGGGGGUGUUGACAGCUCGGAUAUUCCGGGCUGUACUACGCUGA
Molecule: messenger RNA, 600 nt
Organism: Sphaeroforma arctica JP610
Lineage: Eukaryota; Ichthyosporea; Ichthyophonida
Exons: 1
Coding region: 1-600 (199 amino acids)
Source: RefSeq, a predicted model, not a curated record